AUGACUUUACUCUUGACCUCCACGGCGGCGAUGAAGCAGAAUCCGGCGGCGGUGAUAUCUUCUCCGUCGCCUCUUUGCUUAGGAUCUACUUUUUCUCGUCGUCGUUGCUUUCGAGUUUCGUGUGUUGCCACGAGCCAUAGAAAAACAAGUGAAGAACUGAAUAAAUUUCGACCCAUCAAAGAAGUACCAAACCAAAUAACACACACAAUAACACAAGAGAAGCUAGAGAUGUUCAAAUCAAUGGAGAAUUGGGCACAAGACAACUUACUAUCUUACCUCAAACCCGUCGAAACUUCAUGGCAACCACAAGACUUUUUACCCGAAACCAACGACGAAGACCGAUUCUACGAGCAACUGAAAGAGCUAAGAGAACGAACAAAAGAGAUUCCCGACGAUUACUUUGUAGUUCUUGUCGGAGAUAUGAUCACCGAAGAAGCAUUACCUACUUAUCAAACGACGUUGAAUACCCUCGACGGCGUUAAAGAUGAGACCGGCGGGAGUUUAACGCCGUGGGCGGUUUGGGUUAGAGCGUGGACGGCGGAGGAAAAUCGUCACGGUGAUUUGUUGAAUAAAUAUCUUUAUUUAACGGGUCGUGUCGAUAUGCGACAUGUUGAAAAAACUAUUCAAUAUCUUAUCGGAUCUGGCAUGGACUCAAAGUUUGAGAACAAUCCAUACAAUGGCUUCAUUUACACUUCGUUCCAAGAGAGAGCGACUUUCAUCUCCCACGGAAACACGGCGAAGCUAGCCACAACUUACGGCGACACGGCGCUCGCCAAAAUCUGCGGCACAAUCGCGGCGGACGAGAAGCGUCACGAGACGGCGUACACAAAAAUCGUCGAGAAACUCUUCGAGAUCGAUCCCGACGGAACCGUAACGGCGUUAGCGAGUAUGAUGAAGAAACGAAUCACGAUGCCGGCUCAUCUGAUGCACGACGGUCGCGACGACGAUCUGUUCGAUCAUUACUCCGCCGUUGCGCAGCGAAUCGGAGUUUACACAGCGACGGAUUACGCCGGGAUUUUGGAGUUUUUGUUGCGGCGGUGGGAGGUGGAGAAAUUAGGGUUGGGUUUGUCCGGUGAAGGAAGGAGAGCACAGGAUUAUCUGUGUACCUUGCCGCAGAGGAUCAGAAGGUUAGAGGAAAGAGCUAACGAUAGAGUCAAGUCAAAGUCAAAACCUUCUGUUUCGUUCAGCUGGAUUUACGGGAGAGAAGUUAAACUAUAG
This is a messenger RNA of Arabis nemorensis, 1218 nucleotides long. NCBI's taxonomy places the organism in Eukaryota, Viridiplantae, Streptophyta, Magnoliopsida, Brassicales, Brassicaceae. The record is from the annotation of a GenBank genome assembly.